UGAGAGUCAAAGUACAAGUAAGCGUCAGGAAGGCGUUUGUAACAGGGUCUACUAUUGACUCCUAUUUCACACAUGUGAUUACAUUGAUUUUAUGGUCACAACUCGAUAUUACGGAGGAUCAAACAACCAGAGAGGACGCAAACAGUUUGUGAAAGAUGUGGAGUGUGGGACUUCUACUUCUAACUGUACUUUCCUCAGAAGUUGGAAUCCAGGAGAACCUAACAAUGCAGGAGACGAGGACUGUGUGGAAGUGUUACAGGGGGGCGGCUGGAAUGACCAUUCCUGUACUGUACUUCGUCCGUACAUCUGUGAGAGAUCUGUGGAUAGCGAGUGUGACUACGGCUAUGAGAAGAACGGCGACCGCUGCUACAGGGUGGGUGACGUCAGCAUGACGUGGUUAGACGCGCGUGCGCGGUGCAGGAGAGAAGGGGGUGACGUCAUAUCUAUCUACAACAUGACAGAUCACGUGUAUGUCGCCACCAAAGUGCGGUCUUUAGGUGAACCCCUGUGGAUAGGGCUGUCUGACGUGGACUCCCCAAGUAUCUUACACUGGAGUAAUCCAGCUGAUGCUGUAGACUUCACAUUCUGGCAGCCUGGGGAACCUGUGGGCAACUGGUCGUGGCCAGGCGCCACAUGUGUGGAAGUGAUCGCUAGCGGACGGUCAGCUUACUGGACUGCUGUCAGGUGUGGAAACGAGAGGAAGUACAUAUGUGAAAAGGGUCUAUAUGGUACCUGUCCAGCCGGCUGGUUCGCUAACGAGAGAAGUUGUUAUCAGUUCAACACUGUCCCACAAACACAGUGGCUGGAGGCAAAACUACGCUGUGAAGCACAGGGAACACAGCUGGUUACCAUCUCCAGCCAAGCGGAACAGGAUUUCAUCAACACCAUGUUCCCAUCCCUACAAGCGGGUGGAACAAACUAUCUAUGGAUUGGCCUAUCUGAUAUUGUAGAUGACGGAGUGUUCCGGUGGCCGGACGAUGACGUAACCUAUACCAACUGGUUACCCAGCAACCCUAGUGACAGACCAGACUAUGUGGACUGUUCCACUAUAUACACAGGUGCAAAUGAAGGAUAUUGGGAAACCAGAGAAUGCUUUGAACAGCAUGCCUAUAUCUGUGAACUCCCACAAGGAAAAGACUUGGUAACUGCAGAAUGUAACAGACCACUCGGUCUGGAGGCCUAUGCCAUUGGUGAUGCUCAGCUGAACGCCUCUGCUGCCCUGGACCUGGACCAUCGUGCUCAGCGAGGACGGCUGAACCUCAGAACCGACGCCAAUGGCGGAGGGGGCUGGGCAGCAGCUGCAAGUGAUGCCAAUGAGUGGAUAGAGAUUGACUUGCUAUAUCCCACCAAAAUGACUGGCCUGGUGACCCAGGGCACGUUUGACCUGGUACGCUGGGUGACUACAUAUGAAGUGAUGUACAGCUUGGAUAGACAAAACUGGGGGAUCAUCACGGGCAUAAAUGGGGCGCCAAAGGUAUUCCAAGGAAACACCGACCAGAACACGGAGGUCCACACCUACCUGGAUACACCUAUUGUCACACGGUUUGUCCGUGUCUGGCCCAAGACCUGGCACAAUGGUAUCGGGCUGAGGCUGGAGCUUCUUGGAUGCAGCUCCAGUCAAAACAAGAGCUGCCCAUCUGGAUGGAUCCUUAAUCCAAUGUUUAGUUCCUGCUACCUGUUUGUGAACGAAGACGAGACGUGGGAUAAGGCACAGUCAGAAUGUAGCCAGAGGGACGCAACUCUGACCAGUGUGACGUCUGCAGAGGAGCAGGACUUUAUUCUCGGUCACUGUAACACAAAUGUGAAUAUUGGUUUCAAUGAUAAGACAACAGAGGGAACGUUCACCUGGCUGGAUGGAUUGCCCACUACAUUUUCCAACUGGGAACCAGGAGAGCCCAGCAAUGCCGGAGGGAACGAGGACUGUGCUGAGAUUGUUCACGACACAGGUCUGUGGAACGACGUGCCAUGCGGCCAGUCCUGGUCCACACGUGGGUAUGUCUGUAAACGGCCUGCAGACGAGGUGGCCCUGCCAACUGUGCUGCCCACUUCAGCAUGGACUAGUGACAAGUGUCCAGCAGGCUGGAAUGAGGAUCCAAUGGGAGACUUCUGCUACCAGAUCAACAGCGCCUCCCUCCGGUCCUGGCGGGAAGCAAAGGAAGCAUGCAUACAAAACGGGGGAGACCUUCUCAGCAUCACGACUCCUCAUGAGCAGUUCUACAUUACAGGACUGUUGUCCUCUGUCAGUGGGAUGGCAUCUCUGUGGAUCGGAGCAAACAGUCUCGGAACACCAGGCCGGUGGACCUGGAGUGAUGGAAGCGCAUUCGUCUAUCUCAAUUGGGCUUCUGGUCCUAAUGGUGGAAACACUGAUAACUGUGUGGAGAUUACCAGCAGUAAUGGCCGGUGGAAUGACCUAAGCUGUGCUGAAAGUCGAGGGUACAUCUGUAAAGCUCGUCAGACACCCACAGUACCAACACCCCUGCCUCCUCCUGACCAGUUCCUUGUGCAUAUUUGUGAGAGGCAAGGCGACACACUUUCCUGUGAUGGAGGGAAGGUUAUUGAAGUGGUGGCAGCAACUUACGGGCGGAGUGACCCCAACAUCUGCACCAACCGACCGAUAUCGAACACAGACUGUUCUGCAGCAGGAGUGUUACAGAAAGUGAAGACGUCCUGUGAUGGACAGACAGACUGCCGUGUCACAGCCAGCAACAGUGUAUUUGGUGAUCCAUGUUCAGGAGUGCAGAAGUAUCUAGAGUUGACCUACAACUGUAUACAAGCUCCAGGUGCAGUGCCCGAUGCCCACCCGGAUGUGCUGGUACAUCAGCAGAGGUUAGAGGUACAGGAGUGUACACUGAUAUAUGGGGACUGGACUGCACACAGGUCAUUUCUCUUCCAAUCUGAUGGCGUGCUUUCCUGCCCACCUGGAUGGACCAGUUACCAUGACAGCUGCUACUUUGCAUCGUCUGACCAGCGGAGUUGGCAGGACGCCUCCUCCUCCUGCAGACAGAUGGGCGGGGACCUGGCCUCCAUCUCUACCUCCACAGAACAGGCGCUGCUUACAAGUCUUGUGGCAGGAGUUCCAGGCAAUACUUGGAUCGGCUUGAAUGACCUGUCCAUCCACAUGUACUUCCAAUGGAUAGACGACACGCAGGCUACCUUCUCAAACUGGGACAACAACCAGCCUGAUGACUGGAGCGGGAACACAGAAAACUGUGUGCAAGUCAACAACAACAAUGGCCGCUGGACCGAUGCAGCCUGUGACCAGCCAGCAUAUUAUGUGUGCAAGAAACCCAAAGCUCUGCUGGCUACCCCAUCUGUACAGCCGACUGUUGCUGGAUGUGAAGAGGGAUGGAUGGCGUACCAGGCAUCCUGCUACAUUGUCAGUGAUGACGUGGAAACUUGGCCAGCUGCCAGGUCAAAGUGCCAAUCGUCUUACUCAGCAGAGCUUGUUCAGAUCCAAGAUAGAUUUGAACAGGCUUUUCUGGCGAGCAGAGCUAGUGACUCUGACACCAGUUUGUGGAUCGGCCUGUCUGGUGUCAUCGACAACGGGCAGACAACAUUCCAGUGGUCAGACGGAGAGCGUCUCAGCUACACCAACUGGGACAGAAACCAGCCAGAUCCUGCCCAAGGCAGAUGUGUGUCAAUGCACACUGGAGAUGGGGCAGGGCUAUGGAAAGCCCAGCAAUGCCCUGCACCGCAGAGGUACAUCUGUGAGAGGCAGAGAGUUGGUUUUACUGCACCUCCCCUGCCACCGACAACAACUCCUGCACCAACAUGCCCCACUGGGUGGGCUGGGCCGGAACAAGGAGCAUUCUGUUACCAGUUACACACAGCUGUGAAGAAGACCUGGAUGGAGUCUGUUGAUGCCUGCAGGGCAGUGGGAGCAAACCUCUGCAGCAUACACAGCACAUCUGAGUUAACGUACAUUGCAGGAAACUUUGGGCAAUAUGACGAUGCAUACUGGAUAGGACUCAACAACAGGGAUACAAACCAAGGGUAUCAAUGGUCGGACAGCACAGCAGUGGGGUUCACAAACUGGGCACCAGGAGAACCCAACAACGUGAACGGAUUGGAAAACUGUGUGGAGAUGUACCAAGAGUCCACAGGAGUGGUGUCCUGGAACGAUGUCAGCUGCUACUCUCUCAGGAACUAUGUCUGCAAACUUGCUAAAGGACAGCCACUGAUACAGCCAACGCCCACAGCAACACAACCAGUGGUGACUUGUGAGGACCCGAGCUGGCUGUAUUUCCAGGGUAACUGUUAUCAGUUUGUGCCCUACUUCAAUGGUCAGUCCUGGACCGGAGCACGUCAGAACUGCCAGGCAGCCGGAGGAGAUCUGGUCUCACUGGGGUCUCCUGACGAAGCAGGAUUUGUCUUCCAACAGGCAGGAAGACAGUUGGUGUACGGAGAUCGUGCGUGGAUCGGGCUGCGUGAAUAUGGCGUGGAGGGAGUGUACAGCUGGUCUGACCAGACACCAGUGUCGUUCUUUAAUUGGGCCCCAGGCGAGCCGAAUGAUCACAAUGGGGAGCAGCAGUGUGGAGCAAUGUUUCUCCACAAUGGUCAGUGGGAUGAUGACAACUGUGGAAGGCAGCACAGCUACAUCUGCGAAAAGGCAAACGGCACCAUAACACCAGUGCCUCCCACAGCACCCUGGCCGGGCAACUGUAUGAGUGGAUGGUCAGAAUUUGGCAACAAAUGCUUCAAAAUCUUUGACGAACAGAAGACCUGGACAGCAGCACGGGAUACCUGCAGACAAGUCGGCACAGGGACGGACCUGGCUGCGGUUGAAAAUGACCUUGAACAAGCAUUCCUGAUCACACAGCUGUACGGUAUAUCUGGUAAUCUGUGGAUUGGGCUGUCUGAACGCAGCGAGCCAGGACAGUUUCUGUGGACCAGCGGCCACUCUGUCAGCUACACCAACUGGGCAGCUUCAGAGCCGGGGUUCUGGCUGUACUCAGAUGAUUCUUGUGUGGAGAUGAGAACAAACGACAAUGAUGUUGGUCUCUGGGACGAUGUUAGCUGUGAUGCCCAGCGAGGAUUCAUUUGUCAGGGCUUCAAAGGUAGUUCUUUACCACCCCAAACAACCCCAAUGAGCAAAUGUCCAUCCAGCUACAGUCUGUACUUAUCAAGCUGUUACAAGGUUACAGACAGCAAAGGAUCAUGGGAAGAGAGAAAUGUUGCGUGUCAACAAGAGGGUGCCAAGCUCAGCAGUAUCCUCAACGUGUACCAGCAGGCUUUUGUCAUGUCACUAGCUAAGAGCAGAGUUUGGAUCGGUUUAUCAGAUAUUCAGACUCCUCAGCAGUACAGAUGGACAGAUGGCUGGCCCCUGAUCUAUGCUAACUGGGGACCCAAUGAGCCCAGCAUGGGGCAGAGAGAGGGGUGUGUUGCUAUGGAGGAGGGUGGGGCAUGGGAUGACACCGGCUGCACAACGCAACUCCCAGCUGUCUGCAAGAUAUCUAGUGAAAGUUACUUGCAAAAAUUAUACUUUCCGACUCCACGGACUGUCGGUAACUACGCCAAGUUGGAGACAACAACUCAGGAGUUAAGAAGUCUUACUUUAUGUCUGCACAUGCGCAUUGACCUCACUUCCAACAACCAGGCAGCUUUAGUUAGCUAUGCCGUGCAACAACAACACAAUGAGCUACUCAUCUUCAAUCAAGGAGCGACCGGAUUUUCAUUGUACGUACAGGGAAAAAGCGUUGUCUUUGGUGACUUGCCUGUUUGGGAUCGUAAGAGGCAUGCAGUAUGUGCGACCUGGCGCAGCAGCGAUGGAUCAUGGAAGAUCUACACUGACGGCGUGCUUCAGGCUUCAGGCUUGGGACUGAAUCUAAGAGGAACCGUGCACGGUGGUGGAACAUGGAUCAUCGCACAGGAGCAGGACAAUAUGGGGGGAGGAUUCCAGGAGAGCCAAGCAUUCAGUGGAGAACUGUCACAGAUAAAUCUCUGGGAUUACGUGCUGUCUCCAGCUGAAAUAGGGGCAGACUGGUCAGUCUUCUGUGAUCAACAUGGCAACGUGAUUGACUGGGAAACCGUCAACAUAAAUAUGUUUGGACUGGCCACAAGUGACCGAUAUGACUGCAGCGUACCUCCAACAGUGCCUCCCAGUCAUCCCGGCCGCUGUCCGGACAUAACCUGGCUUUAUUCGGGAAAUAAAUGCUAUUAUAUAGAACCUGGUACAGAUGACAAUAACAGGCGUUCCUGGCCAGAGGCAGAUUAUGAAUGUAAAGGUAGAGGUGCCCAGUUAAUGAGCGUCCACAGCCAGACAGAAAUUGGACUGUUCCAACAGAUGCAGCUUACCUCCAGCGUCUGGAUUGGGCUGUACAAGAACAGUGAUCGUGCCAUACAAUGGACAGACGGGUCUCCAGUAGACUUCACCAACUGGGCGUCCGGAGAACCAAAUGACCUCGACGGCUCUGGUAGAGAGAACUGCGUGGAGAUGUACUCCGAUGGAAGGUGGAACGACAUCAGCUGUUUCGGCAGGCUGGGCUUCGUUUGUAAAACUUCACCUGAAAUCGACUCCAAUACAGUUGAACCCCCUCCGACCACCACGCACCCAACGACUACUGCCGCAUCAACUACCACUACAUCAACAAUAGCAACUGUGACACCAAGACCUGCCACAACAACGAUGCCUACAACUCAUUCCACUCUGACUACCUCAAGGCCAACAACUAGUACACAGGUACCUGGAACAACCACAGGAAAAACUCCACAACCAGCCACACCUGGAACACCUACACAGCUAAGUAAAAGUUCCGCUCGACAAACAACAGCAACCAUGCAUGAUGUACCAACUACUAAAUCAACAGUGCCAAAGCCACCCAUAACAGGACACAUAGUCACUCCCGGGGGCUGGCCAAGUCACAUAACUCCCGCACCUCAAGGAAAAGAUCCCAGUGACCAACCUGGCCUGGAGACAGGAGCCAUCGUUGCCAUUAUCCUGGCGUGCGUCUUCGUCCUUCUGAUAGCAGCUGCUGUCCCUUUGUUUAUGUGGAUAAGACGGUCAAGGGCAAGGGGGCCAAAGACGGACGUACCUAAUUCCUUUGACAACCUUGUUUAUGACAAUGGAAACUUAGGGUUAGAUAAUGGUGCCAUGGAGAUGACGUCUACUGGGUAGGAGGAUAUUAUCACAUUACUUUUAUACACUUUGCCAUUGUAGCAGUUAUAACAUGAGCAACAACAAAUAAACUGAAGGAAUGUACUAGUUGGUGGAUGUAGUUAUAGAUUGAUAGAAAUUAUGUAAUUUAUUUGAUUGACAUUGACCAUGCUGAAAUUCCACUGAACCUGCAACGUUUAGGGUUUAUCUUUUGUUAUCCCUUUUCAUGUCUGCUGUAAACUUAUUUUUUAAUUUCUAAAUGAAAGGGUUAGGUGAAUAAAAGUUUAAUUGCUGUGUACAUAUGUGAUGAAUGGACGCAUUAGUUCUAGAAAUGCAUCACAGACAAUAUAACAUCACAAAAAGUAUACCAUGUAAGAAUUAAUGCGAGUAACAAUAUGCCUACGUAACCAGUGUAAAAUAUUUGAUGCUGAUAUUGUAAGAUUACUCUUCUAGUCACACAGUCAGUCUUUAUGAUGAAUACUAACCACUUGUAGGAGCGGCUUACUUUAUCUAUUAUUUGAAUCUGUAAUUGAAUACGUGACGGCAAUUAGGACCGAUUAAAUGUAUUAUUCUAAUUUUGACUGAUAAGGACAAUGGUUUUACUGCGUAUUCAAAAACAAACGGCUGAAUGCACUAUAUUAACUAAAAAUACCAGGUACUAAUAUUAUGGUUAUACUACAAAGGAGAGGAACCUUUGAUAAUGAUUAUGAUAAAUGUGACAUACUCUUUCGU
Branchiostoma belcheri (Belcher's lancelet) is the source of this 7825-nucleotide messenger RNA. Its product is annotated as macrophage mannose receptor 1-like. Gene Ontology annotation, molecular function: signaling receptor activity; carbohydrate binding. NCBI's taxonomy places the organism in Eukaryota, Metazoa, Chordata, Leptocardii, Amphioxiformes, Branchiostomatidae. The record is from RefSeq and is a predicted model, not a curated record.